AUGUCUGACGACUCCGCCUCCUACUCUUUAGACCAAGAGUCAAAUGAGAGUAUAGCGCAAGGGGAUGCCGAGCAGACUUUAACCUCCCUACUCCAGCGGCGAACUUCCCCCACCGCCUGCCGAAAAUGCCACUCACGCAAGGUCAAGUGCUCUGGAGGUCAGCCUUGUAAUGCCUGUCUGGCCAACAAAGAGGAUGAAUGCGUGUAUCCCCGGCGUCAGCGAGUGAUAAAGGUUACUCAGGAGGACCUCGAAAGCCUUCUCCGGGAAGUCCAACAGCUUCGCACGAGGAGUACAACCAUUGCUCCAACAGAGACUCCAAAACCGCAAUCCCCCGCGAGACUCGGCUCUCCUGUGCUAGAGCUAAGUGCACAAUAUCCGCCGUGGUUCCUCAACUCUAUAGUUCCACACACUCCGAUAUUGAUCGGCGAAGGAUCAGACGCUGGCUUUGCAACUCGUUGCCGUAAUGCCAUUUCCGAUACCCCUUAUAACCAUGUUCCGAGAUUGAACUACCCAACGGACGAAUACCUCGCAGUACUGUCCGAGGCGGAAGCACCUUGGCCAUCACCUUCAAAGGCCCGGAUGUUGGUAAAUAUUGCCCUUUGGCAUGUAAGCGAUCGAUAUCAUGUUGUGUUGAAAAGUCAAGUCUUGCACAAUCUCGAACAGAACCCGAGCUUAAUGAACGUCAUGACGCGGAGCAAGAUGAUGGCUCUUUUCGCCAUUGGGGAGCUUUACUCAUCCAGGACGAUUUGUAAAAACAGAGGAUAUCCUGGGUUGCCUUUCUUUGCAAAGGCCACCAGUGUGCUAAGUAUAAUGAGUGAGCGGCCACACCUCGAUGCUAUCGAGAUCCGACUCCUUCUUUCGUUCUACUCUCUUGCGAUCAAUCGGCGGUACUCUGCAUAUGCACUGGCAGGCUCCGCUACUCGCUUAGCUGUUCUUAUGGGCCUUCAUCUGAACGUCUCUGAAAACGAACUGACCGAUCCUGCUCUCCGUGAGCACCGAAACAGAGUGUGGUGGACGUGCUAUAGUUUCGAUCGCAUGUGGGGGGUCAAUCUCGGGAACCCAGUUGGUGUUUUUGAUAACGUGAUUGACGUAGAUCUCCCUUCUGACAGAGAAACGCUGAGUGCGGACGACUUCUCUGAUGCUGCCUAUUACAUCGCUCGCACACGUUUGGCCCAAGUCGCAGGCCAGGUUCUCCAAGUCAUGUAUCUCCGAAAUGAUCGGCCGGACUCUCGAGAAGGAUCCCAAGCCCAACGUGUGCAGGACUCGCUCAAGAACCUACUUCGAUGGAGGGAGAAUUUACCCAAUCAUCUCUGCGUCAACGCGAACGAUCCCACACAAACUCUUAGUAACGCCUGUAUUGUCAUGACUACGAGGCCCAUAUUCCUGAACAUUCUUCGCCAGACUAUUGCAUUCAAGAAGGGACUCGGUCCUGAGCCCCAGAUCCCUCAAUCUGCAAUAUCUCUUGCGGACGCUUGUUAUAGAUGUGCACGCCACAACGUCCGACUGCUAACUGACUCCUGGGCCGAUGGCUCAUUCCCAACAUUCGAUUGGCUCUACCCGCAAUAUCUCUUCUCCUCGGCGAUUAUAAUACAGAUUUCAAGCCUGAUAAAGGGCAAAGACUGGCCACACAACGGCCAGGAGCAAAUCGAGUCCGCCUUCGAAAUCCUGUGCCAGCUCAGAGACACAGGCCACCUUGCCGCAAAGGAAUUUUUACGUCAUUUGGAAGCCAUAAAGGCUGCCAUCAGUGAGUUGGUUACCAGCGGUGUCAUCCCUAGCUCCCCAGACUACGUCUGGCCCUCGCCAUCAGACGAGAUCGGUGCGAGUGUCGCUGCCAUUCGUGGCCACCCAAAUCUAGAUAUGUCCGGGCCAUUACUACAGGACUUGUUGAUGCAACCCAGUCUUGAUUUGCAGUUCAUUGAUAACAGUUUGUCGGAAAACAUGUCUCAGGGACUUUAUUGGUCAACUAUCACGCCUGACAAUUGCAUGGAUCAACCUUGGGGAGGGGCUUGA
Molecule: messenger RNA, 2010 nt
Organism: Clonostachys byssicola
Lineage: Eukaryota; Fungi; Ascomycota; Sordariomycetes; Hypocreales; Bionectriaceae
Source: the annotation of a GenBank genome assembly